ACAUACAAAAAGAAGCAAGACUUCAAGAAGCUGAUAGUUGCUGGCUGGCUUUUGUGAGUUUGCGUAACUGUGUAGCUGUCUUGUAUUGGGGAUUCUUAAGUGCUGAGCAGUCCAGAAGCACCACUCUAAUUGCAGUGCAGACUGGUCUGCUGAGGGAGAUCAUCACUCACCAGUGCAGGGUAGCCCUGGAUGCUCUGGUCUAGCUGGGGGUUACAGUGAGGGAAAGCAGGUGUAGGUUUGCCAUGCAGGACCUUUCUACUUACAUUGACCUAAUUACAAAAUUGAACCCUUAAAGGAAAAAUGCUAUAAGCUCCCCAUCCUGGCACUUCCUGCCUUAUAAGACUCUCCUGUGCUGUGUUUCUAGAAGACAUGGCUUGUACCUCAUAAUACAGUCUAGGCUGGAGGGUACAGUGGUUUGUGUUGGGUAGUAGCCCAGCAAGCCCUCUGCCCAGCACCAAAAACAAGAGAAAAGGAGUGUUCUGGGGAGGAAAGGAGGAAGGGAGGUUUUCUUACACAUGCUUCCUUCAGAGCUUUGUUGCUGAGUUUUAUUGCUGAAGGACAGGACUGUUGGCAGGUUCUGAAUUUCAUUCAUCUGCCUUCCCUGGGUGAAUACAGAGUCAGCUGUGGAGGGAUGAGUUUCUUGACAGUGUGGGGGAUUAAAAUCUCUGCUUGUGUAUGUCAGGAAUAUUAGUAGGUCAUACAGGUAUAGCAUUUCCCAUAGGUGGGUUCAAGUGAUUUUCCUCUGGUUCUGGUGAAAGGCUGCUCUCUCCUGCAAGUGAAGCGAGUCCACGUGAACUGUGGCAAUCCUUGCUCCUCCCAUCGCAUCCUGCCACAUCGUGUACAUCUGAGAGAGCUGAAAGGGGCACAGAGCUGCUGUGCAGGAGUGGAAUUUCUGCGUUGGAGAUCGAGCACGCCGUGCGGUUUGGCGGAGAUGAGAUAAACGCUACACACGCCUGUCUGCCUGGGGUGCUGUGACUGUUUCUUUGUUCCAGUUGAUGCUGGGGGCUGCUGCAGUAUUGUUCUAACACAUCACUGAAAUAACUGAAAAGGAAGAUCAAGCAGAUAUGGGUGAUGUAACAGAAAAUGCAGAAUAUGAGGAUGAUUUUGAAAAAGACCUGGAAUGCCUAACUGAUGAAGAAGAAAAAAAGAAUCCUGGAAAAAAGGAAGAGGAUGUUGAAGCACAAAUUCAUAAAGCUGCAUACAGCUCUCAGGAAGACAAUGAGGAAGUGGAAGAAAGUCUAGAUCAGCUUUCAGAGGCAGAUGUAAAUGUGAAAAUGAUAUAUGCUAAUGAAAAAUAUUUUCCUGAGGCAAGUAUUGAACAAAAGGGCCAUGAAUCUGAUGAGAGAGAAAGCUUUAUCCAGGAAUGUAAGCUGGAAAAUGAGCAGGAACUGGAAGAGGAUGAAGAUAUGAAGCGUUAUGUCUUGGAAAAGAUUGAAGAAGCCAACAAAAACCUGGAAAAUCAGACUCCUGUGGAUCAAAACAGGGAAAGGAAAUUAAAAUUUAAAGAUGAGAUGGAUAUUAAAGCUCCUCCUCCAAAAGAUGCUGACCUUGCAAGAGGAGAUGAUGUUUCAAUUGGGCUGUCUCAGCUGCAUAUUUCUGAUGACACAGGACAGAAACACACACUUUCAGAAGAUAUUGAAACUCAACAUACAGCUCCAAAAUCUUCGCUCCCCACUGACCCUUCACCUCCUUCUGACUCUAAGCAACCUCCAGAUUCUGCUUCAAAUGGUGCAAAAGACCUGGGAAAACAGAAGACUGAGUCUGCAAGCACAGCCACAAAAACCUCCACUUACACUCUUACUCCCAAACAAAAAGAACUAAGGAAGCAGAUAGAAAUAAGGAAUGAAAUACUGAGGAGAGAGGAAGAAGACAGGAAAAGGGAACUAGAAGAAAUGAGGAGAAGAGAGAAUGAAAUAGUUUAUAAAGCUUGGUUACAGAAGAAGAAAGUACAGUUAAAAGAAGAAAAGCGAAUUCGUCGUGCAAAGCAGCUGGAAGAGCUGAGGAUGAAAGACGUGAACAGGGAUCCAGAAGAAGCCUACAGGUUAUGGCUUAAAAAAAAGCACCAACAAUAUAUGAAAGAAAAACGGAUAGAAUUUUUGAGACGCCAAACUGAGGAAGUGGCCUUUGUACCAAGGGCAGAGGAAUGCAACAGAGCAUUUAGAGACUGGCUGAGGAGGAAGAAAGAAGAGAAACAAGAAGCAGAACUUGCUGCUAAAGAGAGAGGCAGGCUGUUUAAAUUAGAAGCCAGAAGAGCAAGACAGAUGCGGAGUAUGCACUAUAUUAAUUCAGAGGCAAAAUUAUUUUGCUUCACAGAUCAUUACAGUUAAAAAUUUGAUGUAGACACAGAGUUCUUGGUGACAAUCUUCUGAAUUUUUAUGGCUUGUUUUUGUCCUUUCCAGCUACUGACUUUUUGUGGUGUUUUUGAAGCUUACAAUCAAGUUUAACAAUUACCUUCAGUGACAAUGAUUUUACUAUCUAUUUAUUUGUAAUUUAGUUGAAAAGCCUGCUUUAAUCUAUAACUCAGGGAUCUUCUCGAUUUAACCAAACCUAAAUGAGUGCAAGAUGUACGUAUGAGGGUGGCAAAUACACAUUCCCUUCUUAAAGGCACUUUAUACUCAGCUCCAUCAUGGAUUCCUGGAUGCAGGCUACUCUGUAAAAUGUUGAAUUUUUUGUGGAUUAAUAUUGCUGUUUGAUGCUGCUAGUGAUUAAGACUGUGCAAGGUGCUAUGUUGUUGGAAAAUGAUGUUUAUUAUACCUAUUGAUCUGUUGACCAGCUCUAGACCAGAAGACUGUGUUCUUUUAGGUUCCUGGAAAGGGUCAUUGAAGACUAAUGUAUAGGUGAUUGUGCAACAAGUUUUGAAACUUAUUUCUGUGAGUCAUAUUGAGUAGUUUUCUAUUUCAUGGAAUUAAAAGCUUGUGCAAAUGAUGACCUUUUCUGCUACUAAGGAAGCCAGGUUCCUUAUAUAAAUGUCAAUGCUUAUUAUAAUAAAUCUACCAAACUACA
Molecule: messenger RNA, 3003 nt
Organism: Parus major (Great Tit)
Lineage: Eukaryota; Metazoa; Chordata; Aves; Passeriformes; Paridae
Gene: CCDC181
Product: coiled-coil domain containing 181
Molecular function (GO): microtubule binding
Source: RefSeq, a predicted model, not a curated record